This is a messenger RNA of Papaver somniferum (opium poppy), 1009 nucleotides long. RefSeq names its product protein kish-like. Bases 243 to 455 code for a protein of 70 amino acids. The record is from RefSeq and is a predicted model, not a curated record. Gene Ontology annotation, biological process: intracellular transport; protein secretion. Lineage: Eukaryota; Viridiplantae; Streptophyta; Magnoliopsida; Ranunculales; Papaveraceae. The transcript has 5 exons.
CCGGCGAAUUCGGGUUAAAAACACACGUAUUUUGCCGGUACGGCUCUAAGUAAAACCGGUUCAAAGGAAUCGAAUUGGAUCGGAUUAAAAUCACAGUAGAAGGGGUCGUUUUUUUUCCUUUUCUUUUCGCUGGAAGGGAUCGUUCUCUCUCAUACAGAGCCAAGGUUUCGAUCUUUCCAUCACUUGGAAUACCAGUAGGAUCAGGCUGAUAUAUCGAUCAAGUUUUAAAUUAGAAUCUAGAAAUGUCUGCGCUCUUCAAUUUUCAUUCGUUUUUGUCAGUGGUGUUACUAGUAAUCUGUACUUGUACCUACGUUAAGAUGCAAUUUCCCACUAUUCUCCAACAGAAAACUGGGUUUCGAGGUUUCUUCUGGAAGGCAGCCAGAAUAGGUGAACGUUUGAGUCCCUGGGUGGCAGUGGGGUGCUUUGCAAUGGGUGUGUCAAUUAUAAUCUUUUAGGCGUUGAGGAUUCCAUAUGUAUACUUGAAGAAGCGUCUUUCUGUGCUUGGGUGACUAAGUUUCAGUGACUAGUGCAAUUAAACUGAUGUUAUCCAGUGUUUUGUAAAUUAGGAGAUAUUGAGAAACACUGUUUAUUUACUAGGGCCAAAAUGAGGAACCUUCCAGUGUUCUGUUGCAGCUUCUUGAAGGUGAACGAUAAUGAGAUCUCCACCUCUGUAUCUGGUACACUUGUUAUGUGUUUUUUUAUACUAACCUAGGGCGGGAUAGGUCCAGGCUCAUCAUAUAUGUAGGAGUGAUUCAUUGGUUUAUACAGAUUUGUGGAGAAAACUUGUGUUGAUCUGUUCCAGGCUUGCAGUCCGGAAUUUUGAACUUACAUGUUUGAAUGGAAUCUGUGGGACUGAAGAAGCCUAAUUCGGUAUAAAUUGUUUCUGUACAGGAUUUGUUGGUACAGAUUCCCAUGUUUUAUUUGAUUACGAGAAACAGAAACAUCAUUCAGGUUUACCUUUCUUUUAGGAAAUUCAGUAUUUGCUGACAAAUUUGAUAUUAAUUGUAAA